Molecule: messenger RNA, 4883 nt
Organism: Micropterus dolomieu (smallmouth bass)
Lineage: Eukaryota; Metazoa; Chordata; Actinopteri; Centrarchiformes; Centrarchidae
Gene: ppp1r15b
Product: protein phosphatase 1 regulatory subunit 15B
Exons: 2
Coding region: 803-2827 (674 amino acids)
Biological process (GO): response to endoplasmic reticulum stress
Cellular component (GO): endoplasmic reticulum; protein phosphatase type 1 complex
Molecular function (GO): protein phosphatase regulator activity
Source: RefSeq, a predicted model, not a curated record
GGCCUGCAGACUCUGGACUCUACGCUUAUGUAACAGCUGGAACACCGCGACGCUCCCUGGCCGCCGGGUCACCGGAAAAGGAAACGCGACUAAUUUACAGACGGUCCCCGGACUUUCUGAUGAAAUCUCAAAGUGAGGCUACGGACGGACGCGACGCGGCGGUGAAACCUUCUUUAGAGACGGAGAGGAGCACAAUUAUCACCAGUCUCCACACGGGGAGGACAGAAACUGGACUAAACUGGAUACGGAAGCCGGCAAACUGUGUUUCUGGAUCUAUAAUCUAAAAUAAUCUGUCGUCGCUCUCUACACAGCUGCUAAGCUAACGUUAGCUCCCCUGCUAGGCUAACCUGUUAGCAUCACCGGCCGCCGACGGAGAGACCUCCUCCUCCUCCUCCUCCUCCUGCCGCCGCCUUUUACCGGAGAAACCGGACAGCAUGUCUCUCCUCUCCUCUUCACACCUGGACGUUUCGUCGCACCAUGAUUCCAGUGUGUUUCGGUAUUAUUCGGCCUCCAGCUCCGCCACCGUCCUCACCAAGUUCUCCACCAGGAAGAAGUCCAACCACCACUCUCAGCAGCGCGCCGGGGCCGCGGACGGUCUCUCCUGGGGCCCCUCCUGCUCUAACGGUCGGUCUGUGUGCCGGUCUGAGUAACGAUGUCUCACUGAAAACCCUGACGUGUUGAAAGCGCUGGUUCCUGCUCCUGUAGACCCGGGCCCUCCCGCAGAGCCGGGCUGUAGCUGUCAGCUGUCACCUGCGCAGGUGAUGUCACAUUAUUUAGAUUUUGCACUUUUGAGUUGAAGAAAAUGUUCAGAAGUUUGAGCGGAGAGAGACUUUUAUCCGGCGGGCAGAGCUCGACCUCCCCGACCGGGCACGGAGUCGCCUCUCCCGGGCUGGACAGUCAGGAAAGCUCGUGGAUCGGCGUGCUCUACAGGCCCGCGUUCGCCUUCCUGCAGAGGUACCUCCGGGGGUGGCCCCGGGCCCCCGCUGUGGCGGAGACGGGAGGCGGGUGGAUCAGUGGGGAUUUAAAAACCAGCGUUGCUGAUGAAGAAAGAGCGUUUUUAAGCCAGCUGGACGACAUGCUCCCGCAGCCCCCGGCCCCGCACCUGACCUUCCUGCGGUGCCAGCAGGAGCCGACCUGGCUGACCGCGGAGUCUCUGCGGGAAAUGGGGAUUCAGAGCGAAGAAGAAAUGGACUUAAACCUCUGCCAGCAGUCUGAGAUCGGAUAUUUCUCCUCUGCCAGGACCUUCCUGACCCACGUGUGGUUGAGCUCGGUGUCUUCUCAGGAAAUGAAGCCCCGGGGGGGGAAGCAGUUGGUGAUGGAGGCGGUGAGCUCCUCGCUGAAGGGCGGCGAGGGCAAAACCUGGUGGGACAGCUUCUGGGGCGGCGAGGAGAGCUCGCAGAAAGGGCCGGUACCAGAUGUGUCCCGGGCAGGAACAGGCCGGCUUUGUCCCCCAGGGGCCGAGACAAAUGCCCCCGCUGUCGAAACAACCGCUGUGUUUGUCCAGAGAGGCGGCGGGGGAUGGACGCUGGGAGAAAACACUGGACCGACUCACCACAAAGAGGAGCCGGCCAACAAUGGAGGCCUUCACACAGUCCAGAACACAGAGGGGUCCGCACCAGACCACCUGCUCGCCAUCACAAACCACCUGAGCAGCUCAGGAGUCGCCGCCGCCUGCAGUGAGGCGGCACUUCUGACCCCGGAUCAGGACAGUGGUUACUCCAGUCUGGAGGAGGAGCGCCUGGUGACGGGCCAGCGCUUGAUGGUGAACGCCCCGAGCGAAGAGCCGCAGGAGUCCCCUGAACCUCGGGCAGAGAUGCAGAAAGAGGCUUCUGAGGAGGGGGAGGAGUCUACAUCAGAAGAGGAAGGCGAGGAAGAACAGGAAGUGCUCACCUCCCCCCAGUGCCAGAACAAAACCAUCGCCUUCAUCAUGGGCUGCCCCUGCAGUGACGACGACGCUAGCGGCCAAUCAGACGGGGGGUCCAGUGACGACGAAGAUGACGACGGCUUUGACAGCGAGGGCUCGUCCGACCUGUCCGACUCCUCUGAUGAAGACGAAGACGACGAAGCCUCGGACUCGGACAGCGAGGGAGACUCCGAGGCAGAGCGACUCUGGACCUCCUUGUGCCAAAGUCUGGACCCGUACAACCCCCGCAACUUCACCGCCCGCCUGCACACCGGCAGAACGCCGCCCAGGACCGUCCCCACCUCCACACCUCCCUCCUCCACCCAGUCCACCCCCGCCUCCUCUCCUGACCCCUCCUCCCUCGCCGCCUCCUCGCCUCCCUCCGGCCUCGACGUGUGGGACGACUCGACCUCGGCCAGCGAGGCGGACGAAGCAGAAAGCCUGCGCCUGUGGAGCUCCUUCAGCUGCUCCUCGGACCCCUACAGCCCCUUUAACUUCCAGGCCCCGUUCAGGACUCGAGAGCCGGGGGCCCGGACCAAGAAGGCCUCCAAGACUCCCCCACACUCCCCCCACCCUAACCCAGCAUCCCCACCUGAGUACAGGAAGGAGGGGGCUGAGGAGAGGCUGGACAGCGGCUUCUCUGAAGCCUCCGGGUCCUCCGGGUCCUCCAGGUCCUCCACCUCACAGAGCUGCAGCGCCGUCAGAAAGGUGCGUUUCUGUGACUACGUGGAGGAGUUCUUUGCCAGCUGUGGCGAGGAGGAGGAGGACCGCCGGGGCCCCUGGGAGGAGCUGGCCCGAGACCGCCUCCGAUUCCUGCGCCGCUGCCAGGAGGUGGAGCAGAGCAUCGCCUACUGCCUGCAGCCGCAGCACCGCAGCCUGGUGUCCCGCCGCCUCGGCGCCGUCCUCUACCUCCAGGACGCCUGAGGGACGACGUGUCCUCCAGGUCCGGGACGCCUGAGGGACGACGUGUCCUCCGUGUGCUAGUUAAUAGAUAAUCUGGUAUUUUUAAACUCUGUUGGUGCUGAAAUGACUUGUAGGUACAAACAGUUUUGAAUCUGUGCAGCAGCUGCAACAUAUUCGUGAAAUCAUCGUUUCGGCCCGACAGGCUCAGACGGUUAGACCAGGUGUCUGACGACAUCAUGAGAGGCGAGUUGUUGCAGGAAGCCGCCGCCGGUGGAAACGAGGGAGAGGAGUUUGUUGUUGGAGUAACGUCAGGAGAUAAAGUCUCACUAGCAGCUCCUCUACGAACACAACAAACGCCUCCCUCGUUUCCACCGGCGGCGGCUUCCUCGGGUCCCUCGUAGGGAUCCUUCCCACGCUGUAGUCAGCCUGAGCCUGUCGGCGGCAACAGGAAGCUCUUUCUGUGGACGUUAUUUUGACGAGCGAACACGUCGCAGCUGCUUCACACCUGUUUGUAUCCGCGAGUCAUUUCAGAGAACGGGUUUAAAAACCCGGUCCGGUGCACGUUGCGCUGAGGAGCUGACACGCUGCACCUGUUCCGCAGGUGAACAGAAACUUGACUCUGCAGAGACACGGAGCAGGUGGACGGACUGAGAGCUGAACUCCUGACUGGCGUGGGUCAGACAGAGUCCACGUGUCGGUGUCUCUGCAGCCUGAUUCAGGGCCGCUUCCUGACUGACUCUCUAAGCGGAAGCUGGUGUUGCUGCUGAUCUGAAGGGCUUAACGUGGCUUCACUGUGAGGCGGCGCCGCGAGCCUGCGGGACGGCGUCGGGACUGAAAGAGACAGACGUCUGAAAGAGUCUGCAGCCGUUUGCAGUUUCAGUAUUCCCUCCCUCCUCGUGUUGACUGUGACUUUUCAGUUACAGAGAGACAAGCUGCUGCUUCAGCAGGAAGUGUCCGAGGUCAUGUGACUGACGGGGGGGGGGUGUGUUUGUGUUGCACCUGCUUCAGUUUGUUUCCUAAUGUUUGUGCUGAACGACUCGAUCAGGCGCUUCAGAUGAACCAGUCCACACUAAAGACGUGUCUGAAGAGAGAUUCUUUAUUGGUUAAUGUGCCAGGUUAUAAUUGAAUCAGUUAAACAUGUUCCUCUCAGGUCCAGCGUGACGUGUUAUUAAACGCUCGCAGAUGUUCAGUUUACAGCCGGAGAGAAACAGGAAGUUCUUCUCUGCUCACAGUCGGAGGAGAGAAGAAGAAACCCCGUUCACCGAUUAUCUAAACAACUCGACCAACCAAUCGCAUGUCAUCAUUCAGCUCCGCCUCACACUCAGCCGGCUGUUUAUCAUUAAAUAUCAUUUAUCAUCUGAGAAGGAAGCGGCCGCUUCGUGCGACUCGUCCAGCAGGUGACAGGAUGCUGGAUUCCUAUUGGCUGCUUCAGUUCUGUCUGUGAAGCCAAAGAUGGCGGCUGUGUGAGGAGGAGCUGAUCGUGUGAUGCGCUGCAGUAUUCUGUGUUAAGGUCCUGUUGUUGAUCUGAACAGCUGACAGACAGGAAGCUUGUUUCUGCGUCUCCACCUGAGGAUCUGAGCGCUCGCCACUUUAAAAUAAAUCUGUUCCUGCGGAUAAAGUAUUAGAUACAGGAAGUCAUUAUUAUUAUUAUUAUCCAACAACCUCUGAAACAGAAAUCAUCUCGACCAAAAAGUAGAAACCAGUUCACUUUGUUUACUCGGUGGACGGAAGCUUCGGUCUGUGAGUUCACGUCUGUUCUCGUCCUGUCGAGGGCGCAGUGACGGCGUUCAGCUGACAGGAAGUCAGAAACCGUGAGGGUCGACCUCCUGAGACUCAGUGAGAGGCAGAAACGCGUGUUCAGUGUUCAGUUAAACAGAGUCGUGUUUCUAAAACUGAUAAUUAUUAUAAAUCAUUAAAGAAGAAAAAUCGUUUAGUUAAAGCGUCUGCAGGAGACGACAGACGACUGUUUGCUGUUAUUUUAGUCCAGAAUGAUUUUUAUUUUUCUAACCGGUGACUCGUUCUGCUUCAUUUCCUCACAACUAAAUAUGACAAAUAUUAAAUCAAUAUUUAAUGAUCA